GCAACCAAACAGAGCACCAGUAUUUUACAUACGAUAAUUGACAAUGAUCGGAGCAAAUCUUCGUUCUGAUCGAACGGUCCUCGUUCCACCGUGGCCGAGCUACGAUGAUAAUACCACGGGAGAAGUUUACUCUCCCCUCAAAUAUGAUUCUGCGGGCAGCCCGUUUUACAUCCAGGAAGAAUUAGCUGAAUUACAACGUUACUUGCCGUCGAACGAACCGGAUUUCCGAUUGGAUUCCGAGCUCCCGGGUCUGAGAAACCCGGAUUCUCCGGUUAAUGCUAGCUCGUGCGACCAUUUCAGGAUGUUCGAGUUCAAAGUAAGGAGAUGUGCACGUGGCAAGUCACACGACUGGGUUGAAUGUCCUUACGCUCAUCCUGGUGAAAAAGCUCGCCGGAGAGACCCGAUGAAGUAUAAUUACUCUUGUAAUCCUUGCGCUGAUUUUAGGAAAGGGAGCUGCUGGAAGGGUGACUCUUGCGAGUUCGCUCAUGGCGUUUUUGAGUGCUGGUUACAUCCGGAUCGUUACCGGACUCAAUUAUGCAAAGACGGGUUCGGUUGUAAGCGUCGUGUUUGUUUCUUCGCUCACUCUCCAGACCAGCUCAGGGUCGUGGAAUCAGCCGAUCCAUAUGAUGGUUCCCGUCCACCUUCUCGUGCAAAAACGCUACCUUUUUCGCCUCCGGUGAGUCCUCUUGUUGAGUCAUCACCGCCUGUUUCGCCUAUGUCCGGGUCACUGAGUCGAUCAGCUUACAUGAACGAGAUGGUAGCUUCUUUAAGGAACUUGAAACUUUGUAGUCAGCCUUUAACUUCUUGGAACACACAAGUAGGGUGCUAUUCUCCUCCUCCUCCUCCUGGGUUCGGGUCUCCGAGAGCGGCGGCGAUCCGACCUGGCUUCUGUAGCCUUCCUAAUACUCCUACUCCAGGGAUUGGGUACUCGGACAUAUGGGAUAAAGCGUGUGAAGAAGAGCCAGUGGCAGAGCGAGUCGAGUCUGGGAGGAAUAUACGUGCCAUGAUGUUCGAGAAACUGAGUAAAGAGAAUUCCUUGGUCAGGGAUUGAUUCAGGUGAACAUCUGGUCGGUUUUGUUGAUUUCUGAUUGAUUUUUGAAAAUUAUUCUCCUUGUUAAAAGCAUCUGAGAAGAAAAUAUGGAGGAUGGAGGAUUUGAUGUAAAUCUUUUGUUAAUUACUUUUCUUACAAGUGAUACGAGGAUGGAGGAUUUGAUGUAAAUCUCAACAUUUGGGGACCGACGAUGUAAUUUACUCUUUUAAUAAUCCAUAGUAAUGAAGAGAUAAGCUUUUGUUCGA
Molecule: messenger RNA, 1296 nt
Organism: Hibiscus syriacus
Lineage: Eukaryota; Viridiplantae; Streptophyta; Magnoliopsida; Malvales; Malvaceae
Product: zinc finger CCCH domain-containing protein 20-like
Exons: 1
Coding region: 44-1051 (335 amino acids)
Molecular function (GO): metal ion binding
Source: RefSeq, a predicted model, not a curated record